AUGGUUGAAAUACCGGUGAAGUUUAUAUCAUCGGACUGUAUUCUUCUGGAGGAAGAGAUAUUACGGUUGAAGAAAACCCUUAUCAAAAAUAAACCUGCAGAUUUGAUCGGCAGUGUUGAUGAGACUGGUACAACAUGCAUAGAGUGCAUCUUCUAUCCAAUAUUCAAUACUUUGAAAAGCUAUAAAGGGCUCGGUGAUAUCAGGCUUUACUGUGCUGAUUCACUUGCUAUAUGGCUUGUUAGAUGUAUGCAAAUCUUUAAUCAUCCGGAUGCUGACCCUAAAUUGAUUCAACGCUUAUCAGGCUUCAUGACUGACGAAAAUUCUAAUUUUGUCUUUGAUUACAUUGUAGAUUUUUGGAAUGAAAGUGGCUCACCAUUGAGUAAUGCCUUGAGGGAUUUAUUGACGAAGAUGGUGAGUUUUCUAAGUUUGUUUCAUCAGGAUAACGAGGAUCAUAUCACUGCCAAUGUGUUUCAAAAGUGGAGUAGCAAAAUCUUGAAAACUAUUCCCCAUACCAAAAGGGUGUUUUACUUUGUGAUCCAAACUUUGGCGAGAAAUAUUGAUUGCAGAAAGAUUUUAAAGGAAUCACCAAAUUUUAUUGAAGAUUCUUUGGCACAAAUGUUCUCCAACGCAUUUGCCAAUUCCGUUGCGAAAUGUGUGGCAGCGGUGUUGGAUGGAAUUUACCAGAGUAUGAAAAACUCAGAAGAACAGGACUUUGAAUUGAAGUGGACUUUAGUAUGGAAGGACCCGGUAAUAAAAUCAUUAACUACUUUCAACUUAUGCAGAAACGUUCAGAUUUACUUGCUUCCUUUAUUGUUGAAAGUUCCUCAGCAACCAAGACCAGUGUACAAGUAUUUUAUCAAUCAGAUAUUAGAUACCAGUGAUCCAAAUUUGAGCUUAUCAGGGAAAGAACAAACAUUUAGAUUAUCCUUGUAUCUUGGAUGCUUGAAAAUCGGUAAGGACUUACAAAUCGAUGAAGAACCAUUUGCCGGUGACGAUCCAAUCAUCAAUUUGGAAUUGUUAAAACAACUAUUGAGUCAUGAAUCUAAAACCAUCCGUAUCACAUCAUAUUCCAUCCUAGUUUCUUCCACUAAGAGAGCAAGGCCGGUCAGUCUGUAUAUAUAUGGUAUUGUGGAAGACAUCUUAGAAGUCUACUUUGUAGAUGAUGAUCCAGAUUCAAGAAGUGAUUUCCAUAGUUUAACCAGAAACUUCAUCCUUCGUGUCAGAGAUUCUACUUAUGCCUUGCAGAAAAAGCUAAAUACACUCAAUAGCAAGGGGCUUGAUAUGAAUAACGAUGAAAUGAUCAAACAAAUUGAAGAGGCAAAGGAAUUUUUGGAAAGAUUGUUGAACAAAAUCAAAACCCAAAUCACACCUGGAAUGACUUACCAAAGACUCCAUUUGGCCUUUUCUCUUUUAAUUUCAAUGAUAACUUCGGGAGUUGAUGAGAAUGUUCCAAAGAAGUAUCUUGAUAGAAAGCACCUUGCUUAUCCUUUCCAGAUUCAAAUAUACACUGGAGACAUCGUGAGAUUAUUGAUUGAUAACAUUUCAAAUAAUUUUGAUAACAUCAGAGAAUGUGCCAUUAAUGCUCUUUUGAUGGCACCAGUCCCACUUGAAGGAUUCAGCUCCAAGGAAUCCAUCAACGAAAUCUUCUUGAGGUCUGUGCAUAUUUUGAAAAAUAUCCAAGGUAAAAUGAGUGAUAGUGGUGCCAGAUUAUUGCAAUUUGUAUAUAACUACAACAUAGCUCAAAAGCGUUACGAUGAAAAUAAAGCUAUUACUGAUUAUCUACUUAACGCUUUAGAAGAAAAUAUUGAUGCUGCUUCAAACAACCUUGCAGAAUCUGUUUCUACUCACUCAGUCCAUGGGUUAUAUAAAGGGUUAAGCAUAAUCAUUGAGAAUUCAAACUUUGAUAAAAUGGAGAAAGAGGAAGAGAAAGAAUGGAAACAGCGAGUUGACCGAAUCAUCGAUUUGGUAAAUCAAAAUUGGGACUCUACAAAGGAUAUCCUCUCUAAUGACUCUCCAGAAGGAAAUAUUCCUGAUGCUUUCAAAGAAGUGGAAACUAUCAAACAAAUAAGUCCAUUUUCUCAAAUUAUCUCUAAUUACGCUUGGAGAGCAGUCAAAGACUCAUCAUUCGUAUUAAAGCAACUACUCAUCAGAGCCCCAAAUUUCAUUUUGAGUAAGGAGUCUGUUCUCAAAAUUAGUGACUUGAUCUUAACUCAGCUAUCUUCGGUGAACCAUAAAGGGGCAUUUUAUUCUAUUUAUCCAACUUUUGAAGAAUGUUGUCAUAGAUGCUAUCGUAAAGACUCUGGUCUUGAAAUGAUGCCAGUUAAAUGGUUGAAUGAUAAUUUAUCUUUAAUUAAAAUCAAGUCGACUUAUAUUAUCAGAAGAUCUGCGGGUUUACCUUUCUUGAUCUCUAUGAUCUUAGUGGCGGAUAUUAGAAGACUAGGGAAAGUUAGGGUUGGAUUGAAAAACACUCCGUUGUUCAAGGAAACAUUCAAGAGGCUAAUUGAUAUUGCUAGAACUCCUAUUAAUGAAGAAGAAUACAAAUUGGAUGAAAAUAUUGAAUUACCUCAAGUACAUGCUUUCAAUUGCAUCAAACAAUUGUUCAUUGAAGCUAACUUAUCGGACCCUACAUCCUUCUACAUUGAUGCGGGUCUCGAAUUGUCUUUCUGGGCUAUUCAAUCUGGCAUUUGGUCAAUCAGAAACUGUGCCGUAAUGUUGUUCGCUGCGUUAGAAAACAAAUUGUUUGGAUCGAAGAAAGUUGGUAACACCAUUGUUCCAUAUUCGGGUAGAUUGUUCUUUAGUAAGUUCAAGAAACUCAAAGGAAUCUUGACUGACAACUUUAGAAAAUUCUUAGCUAUUGAGUCGGGCUCAGAGAAUACAAAUUCCAAUUCUGCUUUGGAAAGUAUUUUCCCAAUUCUCACUAUUCUUUCUAGACUUGAGCCAACCAACAACUUCAGUAAUGAUUUAGAAGAUUUUAAACCCUUCUUGUUGGAAUCGCUUGGAAUUAAGUAUUUCAAGAUUAGAGAAAUGGCGGCCCGUGCUAUUCCGUCCUCUAUUUAUGAAUAUGAAAUCUUUGAUGAGAUAAAUAUGUUGCUUGACAGAAUUGAUGCUAACCCAGGGCUGCAAAAUGAAUUACAUGGGAAUUUGUUAGCAAUUAAUCAGUUGUUGAUUAAGAGCAAAAGAAUUUCUGUGGAAAAUGAAAAAAUUCCUGAAGAAUUGGUUAAUAGAAUUAUUAAAUCUUCUCCACAAAUUCUUUUCAAUAACAAAUGCUACAUGAAUGGAAAAGCCUAUAUUGACAUGCUCAGACUCUUAUUGGAUAUUAACGGAGGCUUCACUGCUCCUGGGUUCAUGAACGCUAUUGGCAAUUACUUCAUUGAAUUGGAGUACACAUUUAUGGAAUCUGAGAAAUUAGAUGGUAUGAAAGAAUUGCUUGCUAAGGAUAUUGCAUUAUUAAUUCUUGAGUUCUGUGACGACGCCCAAAUUGGAGAAUUUAUUGAGUUGGGUAUUAUUUCUGCCUCGUAUAAAGUCCAGUUAGGAACAAUGAGAUUUAUAAUCCAUCGUCCUGAAAUGUUGAAGAAACUCUCCAAUGAAUGUAUUUCUAAUAUCAUCAACACUCUUUGGGAGAUUAUUGAUGACGAGUCUGUUUGGUCAUAUAUUAAGGCUAAUGCUUUAGAGCUAUUGCAACUAGUAUCAACUAAUGCUGGUGUAACUGACCUCACCAAAACUAAUAGGGAGAAGUUAUCUAUUUUCAUUCUGUUUGUUGUUGAUGAUCAUAGUGAGGAUGUCAAAGCAACUGCUUUGCAAGCUAUGGGUCCUUUUAUUGGCUACUCAAUUAUUAAUAAAGAACAUGAUGAGACAAUAAUUGGAAAAUGGUUACAUUUUAUUCGCUUGUUUGCUAAUGAUGACAAUAUUCUAGACUUGAGAUAUGCUGCCUGCAAGUCCUUGCUUUCGAUGCUCAAUGUUGUUAUUGAUUCAAGACUUAAUUUCAUAGAGUCUCCAGUGGUGGCCAAAGCACUUUUCUAUCUUUUCCUCCAAAUCAGCGAUGAUUCUGAAGAAAUUAGAGAAGAUAUUACGAAGUUUUUCUGCAGUUUGUACGGUGUCAACUCGUCAGUCCCAGUAUUCAUGGGUUUCGAAUUCGUGUCAAAAUUUGUGCCAAUGUUCCAAGGCCACGCAGCAACUGUGCUUUUAGAGUACUUCAUGAACUAUCCUUCUUUGAAUAAAGUGGUCGAAGAAUAUUUGCAGCUGGGUGAAGUUUUAUUUGAUGCAGAAAAAGACAAUCUUUAUGUUGUCGAAUUCAUUAGGUAUUCUCAAAUCAUAAAUAUGUUGACCCAAUCACGCGACUUCUUGUCAAUUGAGCGAAAGAACGAUAUUAAGGCUAGAGUGGUGUCAGAAUGGCAAUACAUGGUGAGCUUUGUUAAGUCACAAGGUGCUGAUGGGAUCCUUGGCUGGACAACCAGUGAAACUACGUUUGGGGCUAUCAAGAUGCAGACUUCAAACUUGAAUAUGGUUUACGAAUUAGGCCUUAAUGAUGAAAUGACUGAAAAUUUAUUCUCUUGUUUUCAAAAACUCUGUCAAACAAAUAACUUGCAAACGCUAUUAGUUCCUCGACGCUAA
Messenger RNA from Saccharomycopsis crataegensis, 4611 nucleotides. It is a transcript of the gene TRM732, whose product is annotated as tRNA methylation protein TRM732. Gene Ontology annotation, cellular component: cytosol. The coding region runs from base 1 to 4611 and encodes 1536 amino acids. Gene Ontology annotation, biological process: tRNA methylation. The record is from RefSeq and is a predicted model, not a curated record. The transcript has a single exon. NCBI's taxonomy places the organism in Eukaryota, Fungi, Ascomycota, Saccharomycetes, Ascoideales, Saccharomycopsidaceae.